AUGGCGCAUUGGUAUUCCGUAGCGACACCGCCUCAAAGGGAAUGUAGGGAAAUUUGCUUGGAUCAAAAAACAGCGUUCAAGCAAAGGGCCUUUAUGUUAGUUACCCGGCGUUCGCCGACAGACUCGGCCUCAUUUUAUGGCAGAGGGGUGAAAGGGGAGCUCUGGGGGAGGAGGGAGGCGCCCACUAAACGGGAUGCGUCUCCAAUUUACAUUUAUGAAGACCCAUAA
Messenger RNA from Leptosia nina, 228 nucleotides. The record is from the annotation of a GenBank genome assembly. Lineage: Eukaryota; Metazoa; Arthropoda; Insecta; Lepidoptera; Pieridae.